This is a messenger RNA of Alternaria arborescens, 1689 nucleotides long. RefSeq lists its product as hypothetical. The record is from RefSeq and is a predicted model, not a curated record. NCBI's taxonomy places the organism in Eukaryota, Fungi, Ascomycota, Dothideomycetes, Pleosporales, Pleosporaceae. Bases 1 to 1689 code for a protein of 562 amino acids. The transcript has a single exon.
AUGCACUUUCCACUGCCAGAACCAGCGCCCAGUCGGGUCGCACAAGUGUGCUUUCGGUCCGACGACCCGGGUGCAGCUUCAUUACUCGGUAUCCCGCCCGAACUUCGCAACCAGAUCUAUGAGUACUUACUCGUAGAUCCCCAAUCUGUCACCAUUGGGGCUGAACUUCACGACGAUAAUACUAUAAGCACGGUUAACGACUUUGCGGGAAGCUCUGGCAUUAUCCAUACCUGCCGUCAGAUCUACCAUGAGGCACUAGGCAUUCUUUAUGGCCAGAAUGUCUUUCGCUUCCAGUGGAGCGUACACCGCGAAAAAGUUUUACCCUUUCCCAUUAUCGUCGCUGAUCCAGUUAAGACCUAUAAAGACUGGGUCUACGAUGUUGGGUCCUGCCUCUCAGUAUUCCGCACUGUUACCAUCGAUACGGGUGUACCCAGAGCAGCAGUCACAUACGACGACCUUGAGAUCGAAUUUGAGCUCCACCCAGAUGCGUACACGGAUGGCACUGCAACUACACCGACUCUGGGGUCACUCGACAUUUACUGGGACGAGAUUGCAAGCAACAUCUCAAUUAAAUUCGAGAACACAAAGAAAACAAGACGGUCCAUUGCAUAUUCGGGUGCUAAAGAGCUGGAGGGGCUACAUUUCAACUUCGAGCGCAUUACCAACGUUCUCCUUCAGCUAGGAAAGAAUGAUUCACUAGGUUUGAAGGGAACACGCCGCUUGCUUCAACAAGUUCAUGUGGACCCAGGCGGCAUCCAAGGUACCAUUCAAUAUCGGCAGACCAGUCAUAGAACCAACGUCUGCCGCAAGUUUCGUUUAUCAGAAGGCACUCAGACAUACGAGCUUGUCCCUCCGUCAAGUCCAUUGAGUCUGCUCGACCUACCUACCGAGCUCAUCACUGGUAUCGUUGAGCUUGCACUUACUCAUCACAAAGUCACUUACAACUUUGACACGGGAAUCACGCAUGGACAUGGAUUCGGCUUGCUUAACGUCAAUAAACAACUUCGCAAAAUGGUCCGCCCAUACUUUCUUUCUAAGACUCGCUUCACCCUUUUCCUGGGUUGCGAUACUUCGCUGGCUACGAAGGCAUCGUAUGGAGUACUCGAGCGUCGCAUCGCAGAAUUUUUCGAGGAUGUUUAUGGUUGCGUCUCUUACAUGAGAUACUGUACUCCGAUUGAGGCGGCCCUGUGUCACGGGAACAAGCCGACCAUCAUUCUGCAGUUCACGACUGCCAACCACAUCCAGAUCAACGCAUGGGAUCUCCUGUGGACCACUACAAUCCUCCCGCCCAGUACUACAAUCAUAGUUCGCGUACACGAUUGUAGUGACAAUGUCCAUGUCACGACACUAGAUGAGAUUCGGAGAUACGCCCUAGUAUUCUUGGAGGAUCUCAUGGACAAAGCACCCCCACAGUCCUAUUGGAGCACAGUCGAGUUUUGGCUCAAUGAGCAGUGCCUUCCCGUGAGAGCCACCAUCCAGGGAGAGCAUCAGGGAUCGCAGUAUGCUUGUGGGGAUGUGGUAGAUGUCUCGAAUAUGAUGGAUGUUACCGCUUUGCACAACGCAGUCGAGGCAAGAGAGUGGAGACCAUACGGGACGUUGGAUGGGUUCAGAAGCAUCACUCAAUCGACAAGCUGGGGUCAUGAGACGUUUGAUGACCUUGUUAAGUGUCUUCGAUCCCUUUGCCUUUGA